Messenger RNA from Rotaria sordida, 525 nucleotides. NCBI's taxonomy places the organism in Eukaryota, Metazoa, Rotifera, Eurotatoria, Philodinida, Philodinidae. The record is from the annotation of a GenBank genome assembly.
AUGGCAGUUGAGCUUUACAGCAAAGUUAUUGCACGACAAGUUGCCACUGCUUUAUAUCCUCUUCUUGCCAACGUUGGAACAUAUGUGCUCAAAAACCUAAUUCGAGCUGUAGUGAAUAUUGCAAUACGACGUCCUGUAAACAUUGCUGAUCUUCAAAUCGACAAAUCAAUAUUCCGCGAUUUAUCAGUAUUGAAAAGCGACAGUAAAGAUCGAUGGAAUCAUGUAUUUACCAAUAAAUAUGGUCAUGUGAAACCCCAAACAGAUGAAGAAAGAGGGGUGGUAGCAUUGGCAUUGGAAAUGGUACGGAAACUUGGUGAACGUGUUCCUAUUUUGAGCAAGGCUGCUGAACCUUUCAAGCGGAAAUUUGAGCUCUAUUUCAAAGAUUCAAACGUAAGAAUGUGGGUACGAGAAUGUCGCCAAGGAGAUUCAGAUAACUAUUAUAUCGAAAGUGGUGGAAUGUACAUCGAUUGCAAAGCAGAUCCAAAUGAACUUGAUACUGGUGGUGAACUUUUGAAAAUACUCUAA